This is a messenger RNA of Striga asiatica, 679 nucleotides long. Lineage: Eukaryota; Viridiplantae; Streptophyta; Magnoliopsida; Lamiales; Orobanchaceae. The record is from the annotation of a GenBank genome assembly.
CAAAAUUUUGCUUACAUUAGCACCAAUUUUCUAGUUUGGGGAUCAUCACUUAACCUUUAAUUUUAAUCCAUUUUCUCUACACUCAAUCAUUUGUCCCAACCUUUAGAUUCUACAUCAGAUCAAGAAAAACACACAACACAUUAUAAAUUUUGGACUUUGGAGAAUAAUCAAUGGAGGAUUUGAAUAUUGGUCCAAGGUUGUACAGCUGCUACAAAUGCAGAAACCCUGUUGCUCUUCAUGACUCUAUUAUUUCUAAAGGAUUUCAGUCGAAAAACGGACGAGCCUUUCUGUUUUCUCAUGUGGUGAACGUGUUCACGGGCCGGAAAGAGGAUCGACAUCUGAUGACGGGCCUGCAUAUGGUGGCCGAUGUUCACUGUCGAGAUUGCAAAGAGGUUUUGGGGUGGAAAUAUGAGAAGGCUUAUGAGGAUUCACAAAAGUACAAGGAAGGUAAAUUUGUGCUUGAGAAAUUUAAGGUUGUUAUCAGUGAAAAUUGAUAUGUUUUAUCUGUGUCUUUUUGUGUGGCCACAAACAAGAAAAAAAAAAAGUUCAUGUUUUGAUGAUGUAAAUGUAAUAAUAAUAAUGUACAGUGCAGAAUUAGGUGAUGGAAUGAGAACACAGAAGAAGUGUUUCUUUUUUAGGUUUUUGAUGAAAAGUGAAAAUGUAAAUGUAAAUAUGUGUG